Molecule: messenger RNA, 275 nt
Organism: Striga hermonthica
Lineage: Eukaryota; Viridiplantae; Streptophyta; Magnoliopsida; Lamiales; Orobanchaceae
Source: the annotation of a GenBank genome assembly
UUAAUUUUCGAGGUCAUGGACUGUCCAGAUCGCUAUCGCGUUAUAUGCGCACAGCUUCAGCUACCGGCGAUGCUCGACUCUGGUGGAAUGCCUACUGGAGCAUGCGUCCCGGCGAGAAAGAGGGUUGUACCUGGGAGAGACUCAAGGAGCUAAUCCGUGAGAAGUACUAUCCCACGUAUUACCGAGCAGAGAUGGAGCGUCAGUUUCUGUCGCUCAAGCAGGGUACUCGUUCUGUUGAUGAGUACGAGAGGGAGUUUACUAGACUUGCAGCUUUU